Messenger RNA from Sebastes umbrosus (honeycomb rockfish), 516 nucleotides. RefSeq lists its product as uncharacterized. The record is from RefSeq and is a predicted model, not a curated record. The transcript is spliced from 4 exons. Gene Ontology annotation, molecular function: 2 iron, 2 sulfur cluster binding. Gene Ontology annotation, cellular component: cytosol; nucleus. NCBI's taxonomy places the organism in Eukaryota, Metazoa, Chordata, Actinopteri, Perciformes, Sebastidae. The coding region runs from base 90 to 350 and encodes 86 amino acids. Gene Ontology annotation, biological process: intracellular iron ion homeostasis.
UCAACAGUUGAAUAGGUCCCGCCCAUAAUGUGUGUAUACGGCAGCUGAUUGGCCAACGGCUACCAACGUUCUUCUCUCAGUUAAGAGACAUGGCUAUUACAGCUGAUCACAUCCGGGAUAAACUCAUUAAGGAGCUGGAGGCAGUCCACGUGGAUGUGGAGGAUACAUCACCCAACAGAUGUGCUGCCAGCUUCAAAGUCCUGGUGGUGUCGUCCAAGUUUGAGGGCAAACCACUGUUACAGAGACACAGGAUGGUGAAUAUGUGUCUAGUCGAGGAGCUGAAAGAGAUCCACGCUUUUGAACAGAAGACCCUCACACCAGAACAGUGGGAGAAACAGAAAUCACAAUGACACACACACACACACAUUGUUUCACACUCUUUCACACUCUCUACUAUAAAACCGGCCUUAUACUUCUCUGACAUGUAGAAAGAAUACAAGUGCUCUCUGUAAUUCAACAAUAUUGAUAUAAAUGCACUGGAAUGUUCUGGUGGCAAUAAAACUCUUGGACGCUGUA